AUGCCUUGUCCGACGGCGCGCCCUCGCGGCGUCGUCGUCGGACAGGCCAGAAAGGGACUAGUGUCCGGUGAUGGAUGGUUUGGUCAGAGUAGAGGUUGCAGGGUUGUGGCGUCGCUGACCAAGGCGCUUGGAGGAGUUGACGAUGGUGGGCGGCAGCGGCGGUUAGAUGGCAAGAAGGCUCCGGGAUCGCUUGAGGAGCGUCGACGGCGUGAUGGGUGGAUGAAUUCGAUCUGGGUUGGGAGGUUUGAUGGUGAUGUUUUAUCAGUGCGAAAGUCAGUGAGUAUAACAUCUAGUAGUGAACAUUUGACUUUCCAGUAGGAGAACAACACGUGGCUUUUGUGACAAACGAGGAUUUCGACACGUGUACCACCACAAAUCCGCUAUGGGAAUCACCGGUUCCAGAUGAAGUUGCACUUGUUCACUCAGGCACAUUUUAUUUCAUUGGCACCUUCGCCGGCCACUGCGCCAAAGGCCAAAAGGUUGUCAUUAACUGGACCAACUCUCCAGUCAUGACUCCUGCUCAG
Messenger RNA from Rosa chinensis, 524 nucleotides. RefSeq lists its product as uncharacterized. NCBI's taxonomy places the organism in Eukaryota, Viridiplantae, Streptophyta, Magnoliopsida, Rosales, Rosaceae. The coding region runs from base 1 to 318 and encodes 105 amino acids. The record is from RefSeq and is a predicted model, not a curated record. The transcript has 2 exons.